Messenger RNA from Anopheles funestus (African malaria mosquito), 8714 nucleotides. RefSeq names its product protein SCAI. Gene Ontology annotation, cellular component: nucleus. Gene Ontology annotation, biological process: DNA-templated transcription. NCBI's taxonomy places the organism in Eukaryota, Metazoa, Arthropoda, Insecta, Diptera, Culicidae. Bases 435 to 2246 code for a protein of 603 amino acids. The record is from RefSeq and is a predicted model, not a curated record. The transcript has 11 exons. Gene Ontology annotation, molecular function: transcription corepressor activity.
UGUGAGGUUCGCAGGCACCACGAUAUGGUUGUGUGUAUGUGUAUUUGUGCGUAUGUGUGUGUGUGUGUGCAGUAUGUAUGGUGCCAUUUCAUUCUGGCUGUUGUCCCGCGAGGCGCAUUAACCAACCCCUCACCGUUUCGACGCACGUGAAUUGUGCCCCUGCGCGCAUGGUGCGGUUCAUGGUGGGCUUUUGCGGAAAAACCAAAACGAAAAGAACAAGUAAAAAAAAAAAAAGGCGAAAUGCCAGGAAUCACACGGCGGAAAAAAUAGUUGACGAAACCAGCGUUGGCAGUACUAUGUCCUUAACAUCUUUCUCUGUCACGUGGAUUGGUAGUGCGGUUGUGAGACGUGCCGAAACAGGCGAGAUGGUUCUGUACGACAAAUAGUGUUUGUGAUAAAAAUCAAUGAUAGCUUUCCAAUGAACAGUUGGCGGCAUGGUUAAGAUGGCUUCAACGGAGGAACAGGAUAGGAAAAUAGUGCUAGAAUUCUGCCACUUGCUGGAGAAGUCGAAACAGCUCUUCAACGGACUUCGCGAUCUGCCGCAGUAUGGGCAUCGGCAGUGGCAGGCGUACUUCGGUCGAACGUUCGACGUUUACACCAAGCUGUGGAAGUUUCAGCAGCAACAUAGACUAGUCCUAGAUUCUAAGUAUGGUUUAAAGCGAUGGCAAAUCGGAGAAAUAGCUAGCAAAAUUGGACAACUCUAUUAUCAUUAUUACCUUAGAACGAGUGAAACAAAUUAUCUCAAUGAAGCAUACUCUUUUUAUGCUGCGAUCAGAGGGCGCGCUUACUACUCUAGAGCAAUCAAGGAGGACCGACCGGAUCUCAUGGUUAAGAAACUACGUUACUACGCUAGAUUUAUUGUUGUUUGUUUACUGUUGAAGAAGAUGAAGCUAGUGAGAGAGUUAGUUAUUGAAUUGGAGCGACAAAUACAGGAAUACACCACGACGUACGAGCCAGAAGAUCAGCUAGAGUGGUCACUGGUGCUGGAGGAAAUUAAAGGAUUUAUUAAGGCAGAAUCAGCCGUCGCCGUGCUGCAUGCCGAUACCAAUCCGAUCGUACUAUCGCACAGUGGUUCUGGUUCCAGGUUAAGUCCGCUCACCACGCCACCCUGCGAACGGACACCGCACAUGACGCUCAGCCUGCAGGAGAUUUUGAUCGUUGGUUCCGCCUGUGAGCAGGCCAAAUUUUCCGAGCUAACGAUGGACAUGUUUCGGAUGCUACAAACGCUGGAACGUGAACCAACCGAUGCGAUGCACCCGAUGAUCGGUCAUCCGAUGGCACACGGUGGUCCGCACGAUGCUAGUCCAGCCGCGAGUCGUAUGCCACCGUACGGUGUACCAGGUUCCAAAGGAUACGUGGAAAAUGGAGAUCGUCGGGCGAUGCGUGAUAAUCCACACAAGUAUUUGCUGUACAAACCAUCACUCAGCCAGCUGAUGGUGUUUUUAUCCAGCGGCUUCAAGGAGCUGCCACCGGGUGGUGCACUACUACUGUACAUGUCCGCCGACGGGUGCUUCUCGACUACGAAGCAUCCGCAAGAUUAUGGGUACGAGCUGGGAGGAUUGGCCACGAGUGUAAAGCGCGACGCAGUAGACAGUGGACUAUCGGUGCGUGGGAAAUCGAGUGCCGGCUACAAGGAACCGCACUGUCUGUAUCCGGGCGAUCUGUAUCCUUACACGCGGCGGCCUCUCUUCAUCAUAAUCGAUUCGGAUAAUUCAUUCGUGUUCCAGCACAUACCGAGAUAUUUCGGUCAACCGUUAGUUAUACUCAUGUCACCACAGGAUGUUCCUGCCAGCUACCAAGAUUUGCAGCAUCACGGUUCACUGUUUACGUUAUUCCUGCAUUCUCCAAUGACGGCCAUGUGCUACAUCUGCAAUGUCGGCGAUGUGCCGAUACAUCACUGGGAACGGUGUCAAAGUUAUGUGGACCGGUUCGUUACCGAAGCGUCCCGUCUAGUGACGCGUUGCCGGAUGGACGAAAUUGAACAGGGUAUCGGGUACAUAGAUUCAUCAUACGUGCAGUUCUUCGGUGAUGAUUUCCUGCGAACGCUCAUUCUACGGUUCGUGUUUUGUGAUGUCGCGUUGCGACUGCAUCGUGGCUUCCGUGGACGGCAUCAGCGGCCCCGUUGCGAACCACCACUGCCCGGGCCGGAACUGCUAGAACAUCCGUCACUGGCGCACAUCGUACUGCAGUUGGCAACAGCCCUCGACGUGAGGGGCCACUUUGUCGAGGGACCUGAAGGCGAUUGAUGCACGUACGGUGCGAGCUUUACCGCACGGUUCCGAGCCGGCAGCGACGAUUCAAUCGUGUUCCAGCGCGUCAUGCUGACGGUAGGCUGCCACGUGUUUCUGUGUGCGACCGCCAUCAUGCUAACGCUGCUAAUGAAGAUGCUGCAAAGCGCAUCGAUCGUCCAUGAUCGUUUAACGGUGCUGCGUCCAAUCGCCGUAUACAACCCUGUUCGUACGCCGUUCUUUGUGCAGAUAGAGCGAAGGCACAGUACGUCGCUUCCAAAAGUACUAUUGUCCGAUUGCGUGGAAUGUUGCACCACGCGUUCCGGUUUGCACCACACGUUCAGAUCGCUCAACGAUCGAUAAGUAUUAACGUAGCGCGGUAAUGCGUACUCGAAUGGCUAGUUUAAAAGCUUGCAGCUUUCCAAAAACCGUCUUCUUAGCGUGUGCUCGGAAUAUUUCCCCUCUUUCGUUUGUGUUCGCUCUACCUUAUUACAAAAACCAAACCAAACACACGGAAACACACACAUUUCGGUUUUUGUAGGUGUCAAAACAUAUAUUUGUAGCUUUUUACGCGACUUGUUACUAUUUAUACGACAUUGGCUAUCGAAUGUGCUUGGCUUCGGACGGCCAACCAAACAACCAAACGACCAUGCGAAGCGAAGGAAUGGGUUCUCCACGGUUUGGCGCCAUGAAACUGGAUGGCGUUAGGCGGGACAACGGUGAUCGCGCGUUUUUGUAUGGCCAUAUUUAUAUAGUUCCCAAAAACCUGGAGAUGAUGAUGCAUCUAUGUACUAUGAGUUGUGAGGCGAUACUCGUAAGAGCGGAUGCAUUUUCCACCUUCACAAACGCAAAUGAAAAACAAAGCAAAUAUUACCAUUGGCAAAGCCAUUUGGGAACGUAAAAACAGAACAUGGAACGAACACAGCAACACUUUACCCGCUAAAGACCAGUCCUAGUCGUGACGAUUCGAAUCGUUUUUCAUUUUUCUUUUAUUGAUUCGUAGAUCAAAAAAAGGGUGGUAAGAGAAGAACCGGCAGCGGUCUCCUAACCAUCUCCCCUUCCUCCCUUUCCCUUAUCUCCUCCCCACACACACACACAUUACACACACAGACAGACGGGUCCAUGGCGUAUCAUGGUACCGGUUGAAAACCUUCGUGAGAGAGUAUAGAUAUAUCAAAGUUUAUCUAUUUAUAUAUAAACAUAUUUAUAUUUAUAUAUAAAUACAAAUAUACCUACAUUAACACACAUCCGCUUGCGCAAUGAGAAACUAAAAUACUUAUAGAGGCAGAGAUAAAAAGCGGGUGGAGGAAGCAGAAGAAGAAGAAAAUGUAGCAAAGUCGCGAUACUUAUUGAAAGGCCAGUGAAGAAAAGGGGAAACGGAAAACAUAUGCUUAAAAACGUAUAUUAUAGAAAAUUUAAAAAAAACAUGACAAAGAAAGGACCGAACGACCGAAAACGCAAAAACAAAAACAAAACAAAACACCUGUACUUAUACUCCGCCGCUUUGUUUAAGUUUUGAGGUUUUGAUGUGAUUUCUUCUCCAUUGUAAUUACUUUGCCCCAUUGUGUGCACACCAUUUACCAACCUAUCCAACCAAAGCAUUUUCACUUUGUUAAAGGUUUACCAUUCUAGUCAUCAAAUCAGUUCUAGUGAACCUGUGCCGUUAUGUGUUACACUAGUUACGUUUGCGAACGAGUACAAUUCAUUGUAAGCGCUUGAUUUUAUUUUUAUUUCGCUCAUUUACUCGCUGGAACACUCACACACUUCUUACUGUGAUGCCAACAUGAUAAAAACUGGCACUGGCCGAAGGCACGCUGGUAUCAUUUCGCUUAAACCCUUUACUGUGCAUUCUUACCUGCGUAAUGCGUAUGCGUACAAUGCAUAACACAGGAGAAAGGAGAACUACGAACAAACAAAACGGACACUUUGGAAAACUUAAGACGAAGUAAAAUAAAAAAAAAAACAAACAAAAAACAAAAACAUCUACUUAAGAAGAUACCCAGCCGAUAUUUGGACAAUAUAUAAACGUGUGAUCACUGCCGCUAUUUCGCUUCAUUAGUAGGAAACAAGAAAACAAACAAAAUAAACAACUUAAACACAACAUAAAAAAAAAACAACAACAAACAAAAAUGAAACAACAACCCCACUUAACGCGGGGGAAAAGAGAGGUACCAAGGAUACGUCUGAGGAGAUACGCAAAAAGGGAAGGAAAGAGCGCAAAAACACAUAGGAUGGGAAAACAAAAGCAAACAACAGAAAACGUAUAAUUUUUGGUGAAGAAGCAUACCGGUGAUUACAUACCAACGGAAUAAUAGUACCCCUCCUUGCCGCAUAUACAUAAUAGAUAACAGAACACAAUUGCAGGCGUAAAAGAUUUUUUUGUUGCUGUUUUGUUUGGGUCUUCCGUUCGCUGUGUGUAAACAAUGGGAGGGACACGUGCUUUCGUCACCUUCUUCAGCGACGGACGGUGUUGACUCAUGCACACAAACACACACACACACACAGAUCGGAACCGGGAAAAGUUUGUUCAGUUUCCAGAUUUAUUUUUACUUUACUGUAGACAACAACUUGUAAGGUUAUUUAGGUAUAUACACAUAUACAUCUAUAUAUAUACACAUACAUAUAUACAUAUAUAAUGCGCCGCGUAGUAGAUUUGACCGCAUCCCACGGUUAUCAUCAUCGGCUUUUUGGGAUGGAUCGUAAGGCGAGCGAAACAGUUGGCAACAGAAAGAAGAGAUGUAAAGGGUACGCUAGCAAAAAAAAAAAGGUGUAGGUAGGGAAAUAUAAUUUAGCAUAAAUGAACAAAACCAAAAACCAAUCGCUACGAUUCGUACAGGAGGUAAACUGGCUUUGAAUGAAGCUUAAUUUGAGUACUAUCUUCAGCUGUUAGUAUAGCAAAAGAAAAUGGGGCGAAAAGAAGCAAAACAUUUGGAACUUUCCUUUUUUUUUUAUUUGUCGGGUAAUGCGGUUCCAUUUCGAUGAAGCGUGAGAUUUUGAAGCAAAAAAAUUUUUUUUUUGCAAAAUUUUAAAUUAUCAUCGCUGGCCCCAGAGAGCUUGUAUACUGAACUGAGAGCAGUAUAGAAAAAAAAAACACGACCACAUGUCAAAGAACAACAUUCCUCUAUUUUGCAUCCUUGUCUCCUUUUAGUCAAUAAUAGUGACUUUAAACAUGUAAGCGAAAUUUUUUUGUUUUUGCCCGGAAGCUGCACUUCCAGCCACACGGGCGAAGCGCACGUAGGAAAUCCCUCAUGCUAGUGGCAAGAUUUAGUCGUAUUUGUCAUGGAUGGAUGUCUCCGUGUGUGUGUGUGUGCGUGUGUUUAUACACAGCUAGGUAGUAUAUGCAGAUAGAUAGAGCAGAUGAUAGUGUAAUCCCUGUCACCCUUAGCAACCAUAGUCGACUAUCGUUCGUGUUGUUUCGUUUUUGCGUUUUUUUUUUCGUGCCUUGCGUUGUUCCAGUUUUUGCGAUCAUCUGCGCUCGCCGCUCCUCUAUCGAUUGCAGUUGAGAUGACCCGAUUUUGAUGUUGGAUAGGAUCGUACGUAUGAUCAAUUAGGGCUAGUAGCAGCUAGAUGGAUUCGCUUAAAUAGAUCGCACACAUACGUAUGUAGGCGUUUUUCCGCUUUUUUUUAUUUGUACCAGGAAUACUCACGUUGUAACCUGACGAAAGAUGUCGUUUUUUUGUUUGUUCCUCCCGGGUUUGAUUGUAUUAUAUGCACGGGCGACUAUCCGAUGACUGGUAUUGUUCGUUUAAAAAGGGGAUAUUAAAACCCGCUUUACAGUGAUCCACUUGAAUGUAAAGUGUAGAGGAAAGGCAACAGGAUGCACUAGAUCGAUUGCUAAGCCAAACAAUCAAGCAGAAGCAGAAAGCAGAAGAAGAAAAAAACAAAAACUAUAUACUGUAGAUGAAACCAAUAAGAAAACAAAAAUGCGCUACGGUAAGCAGCUCAGCUCACAUCAUCAAAACAAGACAACAACAAAACUCCACCCCCCUCAUCACAAAAUAGAUAAAUACCAAUAAGAAAUAAAACGCUUCUAGGUUACUAUAUGCGCGGAAUGUUGAAUGUAAACACACAAAGCCAGAGUUAUAUCAUAAUAAUCAUACGCAAAAAAAUCAUUCCUCAUUUCUGUUCCAGAGAAAGAAGAAAGGACACAUAGACACAGAACAGAUAUAUAGAUAAUGGAAAGCAACAACAACAAAAAAACGUCAGCGCAAAAUCCCCAUUCAUCUCUCGUGCCCACACAUCCUUCGUCCUCCAAAAAAAAGGCUCCUCAUGCCCGUUUUUCCCCGUAUAGCAUAAAAUAUUAGUCGUUCACUUAUAGACACACAAUCGAUCAGAACUCACUCAACCAACCAUACAGACACACACACACCCACACGCAAACAGAGUAAGGACAGGGCAAUGUCCGUUCAUCGUUGUUCGUUGUUCAUUUUCUGUUAGAUGGUAGCUAAUGUGCAGAAGAAGAAGAAUACCAACCGUGUGUAAUAUUUAUUGUUUCGCCUAAAUAUCGCGCAAUGUAACCCCAAAACCGAACCCGUUUGUACAGCAGGGCAUGAACGAAAGGAGCAAACAAAAAAAAGAAACGGGAGAGACAACUAAAAACAAACCAAAAAAUUGCGAUAACACAUGAUUAAGCGGUACUCUCUAGUCAUCGUAGCGUAGAAGUGUAGUGUACGAGUAAAACAAAACAUACAAACGCAAACGUAAAACAAACAACAACAAAAAAUGCAGUAACAGCGACCCUAAAGGUGAUACCAAAGUGUUUAAUGAGAAUAUACAAAACUAGGCAAAACACGAGAGAGAGAAAGUGGAAGAAAUUGUGCAGCAAGCAGCAGCAGAACAAAACGAAAACAAAACACAAGUAAUUCAAAACAUGACACAAACCCACACACUCAAGAGUUAGGAAGAAAUGAUGAAAGAAGGUAACAAAACAAAAGCGCUAAAUAGCAGCAGUAAAAGAAUGUACUACAUUGUAAGCAAAACUGGAAACAACAUAGAAAACGAUCAAAUCAACAAGCAAAACCAAACAAACAAACAAAGUGUGGAGCAAACGAAAGAAGAAGAAAAGAAAACCAUUACACCCACACAAAAACACACACACACACGCAACUAUCUGUCAUUUACGGAACGAAACCCGAAUACACUGAAAAACAUCAAUAUAUCACUGCCCUAAGUGUUUCACUUAAAAGUAAACUGAGUAACAAAUAGUAACAAAAGUCGGAGAAGAAAACAACAUUAACACAAUGUUAACGUUCACUAACGUAACUGUAGAGGUGAUUCUUGGUUUUCCGUCGCUCUUUGCUGUGCGUGCGCACGAGGGAAACUAAUGCAGCAAUGAAUAUUACAGCUUCACCGCCAAUUAGAAGGAUAUGAAUUUAUCAAACAGGCGCAUACAUACACACACACGCAUGGGAACGGAGAUUUUUGUCGCGUAGAUUUUUCUACAAAUCACAAACACAAACACAACCGUACGCAAACACUAACAGCAAAUAGCCAUUCCACGGAUAAAGAACAUCUCUCCUGUAUACUAACGAAGCAGCACUAGUGUUUCUUACUUUUUCACGUAUGUGAUCGUAUCAUAGCAACCAUAGAGUGAUGCACAAUUCCAGGUUAAUAAUGCCAAGGUAUGCUCAUAUUUUCUCAUGAACGAUCAUCGAGAAACAUACGCACGCAAUGGAGAAAGAAAGAGCGCGCGAGCGAGAGAGAGAGAGAUGGUCCAGGAUGUUGCAUGCAGGGAUCCAAAGUUGGUUAGCUAUGGUUUUAUUGAUUUUACUAGGAAAUUUAAAAUAUGUUUUUUCUUGUUUUGUUUACUUUAAAACGCUAGGAAAAAAAACAUUAUACAGAAACAAAGAAAGAGACGUAUGGCAACCCACCUGAACACAAGGGAGGAUACGGUUUCAGCCAGUAAAUGAUUCAACUACAAACAAAACAUUCACUAUAGAAAUAUUGCCCCCCAUCCCCUCCUUAUUCAAAAAACAAACAAAAAGAAAGGAGAAGAAUAGCAAAAGUAAAUUCCUAUUUUCUAUUGCCGUGUUUAGUGUCAGCGAAAAUGGUAACAUUAACCCGGGAGAAGGAAAAAAAAACAGCAAAGACAAACAAUUUGUUGCGACAAGCGAAAACGGAAGGCAAAACCAAACAUUACAAACAAACAAACAAACAAAAAAAAACCCAAACCAACAAUCACAUAUUUAGAAUAGUGCGUAAUAUUUGACAAAAAAAAAACGGAACAGAAAAGAGAAACACACAAAGAAGAUGCUGAAAAGAACGAGACGCGACUUAGCAGAAAACAAAAGUAAAAAAGAAAAUCGUCUGCAAUAAUAAAAAAAAAGAUUAUAACGAAAGCAGCCGAAAUACGUAAUCGAAAUUGCUAUAAAACCAAAAACAAACCAAAAAACAAUUGUCAAACAGCUCAACUCGAACACGAAAACGAUAAGUGAACCAAAAAAAAGAAAACGAAGGAAAAUAAAAGGCGCCUGAAACGAAUCCAAA